CACACUUGUGUUGUUGUGGUCCACAUUCCACACACAGACCAAACAGCUCUGAGACUACAAUAGUCGCUCUUUUUCAACUAAAGUUUAGUUUUUACUAAACUGGACGUGUUCGUGUAUCGUCAUGGGGAAAGUUUUUCUUUUCGUUUGUAUCGCUUUACUUCUUCUGAAUGAGACUCAGGCUAAAGAAAAAUUGGCCAAGAAAAAUAACCGCACCAGCGUCGCCAGACCAAGAUUUUUUCAAGGAAAUGCCAUCACAGUUAAUGUACCUCUCCCUCUGAACCGAACAGAACCAAAAACACAUAUCUCACACUCUGCUCCCAUGGUUGCUGUAGAAGUGGAGUUACGUAGCAACAACACGGCAACGUACCUCAGGGGUCAUCUGAGCAAGUGGUUCAUCCCAGCUGUCUACAUCAUAGCCAUCGUCAUUGGGAUUCCCGCCAAUAUCGCCAUUUUGGUUGCUGUUGGAACCAAAGUGAGGAUCAUUUCAUCUGCCAUUUUGUAUUGUAGCUUAGCAGUGUCUGACUUGCUACUGUUGCUUAGCCUGUUGCUAAAGGCACACUAUCACCUCAACGGCAACCAUUGGAUAUUUGGCGAAACCGCUUGCCGCAUCACUACCGGCUGUUUUUAUGGCAACCUCUACUGCUCAGCAUACACGCUAGCCUGGAUUAGCAUCAAGCGCUACAUGGCCAUUGUUCACCCAUUCUUCUAUAAGAGCUUGCCAAAGCGGUCCUUCACUGCAUGGAGUUGCUUAGCAAUUUGGAUUGUAUUUAUUAUAGCCAUUCUACCAGAGAUGAUAGUGAGACAGAGCUACCACAUUGCACACCUUGGAAUCGUCACAUGCCAUGAUGUUCUUCCCACCAAUUUCAACGUCUACCAAUGGCUUGUCUACUACAACCUUGGCGUUACCUGUGUUGGCUUCUUUCUGCCCCUAGUGGUGACAGUAGUGUGUUACACUUCGAUAGUGUGGCACCUGAAUCGCUCACACCGUGACUGGGCCCUCUACAUCAGAGCUAGCACAUUUAACUUCAUUAUCUUCAUUGUUUGUUUUGGCCCAAGUAGCUGCUUUCAUUUUGUGCAUUACAUGCUGCUGUCUACAAGUACGACUGAGAAUUUCUACAUCUACUUUAGUGUGACUGUGUGCCUGUGUUGCCUACAUAGCGCUCUAGAUCCAUUUCUCUUUGUUCUCAUGUCCAGGACUGUUGGAACAAAAUGCUACUUUAUUACAGGCAAAGGACACGCACUUAGUAUUUCUACUUAAAUCUUAAUGAAAACAGGAGCAAACUAGAACUAACAUGGUACUAGUAACACCAAGGUCAUGGGUUUGAUUCCUAGGGAAACACAUAGGCCUAAUGAUAAAAUGCAUAGGUUAACUGUACUGUAAGUUGCUGUUGAAAAAAGUGCAGCCAAAUGUGUAAAUACUAACUGCCUACAUAGGCAGUUGCAAUCUAAAUAAAAGGAACCUCAUAGGGGACUGAUUUUGAAAACUCUACAUACAACAUGAUCACAAGUGAAAUCAACAUGCCACUUCCAAAUGUUCAUAUACCUUGAAAUAGACCCCAUUUUGCCAAAUUACUGACAAUUACCAGCGCCAUCCCCAUCAGAUAUUUUUGGAUCAAUUCAAACAUGUUCACCUUUUCCCGUGGUACUACUAAGAGGGCGUUAUGCAAGCAAUUUCUGGUCCAGAGGAAACCAGGAAGUAAUUGUGUUCACUCUGAGACAUGGGUUCGGGUCCCGUGGAAACCAUAAUGUAAUCCCGUUCACAUAAACAAUGGUAAUCUUGAUUUGGAGGUUGCAUUUUCACUCUAAAAUAACAUUUUUACUCCACUGAUGAUUAGGUUUAUGGUUAGAGUUGGGUAAAGGCUUGAGUAUACUUUGGAUUUCCGCUGAUCGUUCCACACACAGUAUGCGUGACGCAAAUUUCGUCAUUAGCACAGCCUGAGCGUGGCCCAGAUUUUCUCGAAACGCGGGCAGUCCUCAUCUGUGUGCAUCAUUGGUGCAUGCACCUGCUGCUGACUGUACUACAAGAGUAUAACAAAGCAGUUGAAGUGUGCAUGCGUCAAACGUUUGUAUUCGCUCGCAUUCAAAAGAGUUUACUUUGAAAGGCAACGUGGUCGAAAGGGCACGAUCCGAUCUAGAACGCAGUAUACCCGAGUUUUAAAAAAUUGCAUUCUUGUUUACUGUAUUACUACAUUUACAAAUAAAAAUGUAACUCGCUUUUGGUGCCACCCUGUGGACAUUUCUCCUCAACAACAAUUCCAGCUUCAGCCACUGGGGGCAGUGUUUUGAAUUUCGGUAAUCACAGACUGAUUUCAAGAGCCGAACUUUUGGUCUCAUGUUGCUGAAUUCACAGUGUGAUCAGUCACCAACAUAGGCAGCAACCUUGAGCGGUAUGUGCACCACACAAAAUAGUGCUCACAAUUGACAUAGCUCACAAUAGGGUGUUGCUAAGUUAAAACCCAAUAGUCUAAUAAGUAUAAAAUUACACAACACACAAAUAUUGGGUAAAAUUGUUCAUUUUUAAUUAAAUGUCUUUAGGUUGUGAUCUUCUAAGCCUAGUUUUUCUAGUUUUAAGAAGAGGAGACAUUUUUUUAAAGAUCCAGCCAGUUCUGGUUGAUCUGGUUUGAAUUGGUUGGACAGAACCUGCACCUCUUAUACUGAAUACAAAUGGAGAGACAUUUGAAUGGCCUUGAAAGAAAAGGUUGUAAUAUACUGCCUGGAUUGUGUUCAGUGUGUGCGUAUGUCUGUCUGUGAACAAGAAAGUGUUAUGUAAAGCCUUGUUGACCAAGGCGAAUCUUGUAUCUACAUGCUUAUACAGAGAAUCAUUUAAAUGCUUUUGAUAAUCCAUAUAUUUAAACAUAUCUGUGUUCAAAGCAUAGCAUAAUCAUUAAAACAAAUAAUAAAACAAAGAUUACACCUUGUCUCUUGUUAGUUCCAGUAAACUUGACUGAAUUUAUGUUUCUUGUUAUCUCAAAAACCUUUUGAUGUAGAGGGUAAUUCUUGAAUCCUUAAAGUUAUUUUUGCAGACAAAUAGGCCUAUAAAUUGUGACUACUUAUGAAUUUCUUUACAAAAUUAAAAUUUCUGGCUUUAUAAUUUUUUUAAGGGAUGAGACGUGGCUGGAUGAGGAAGACAGAUUUGUUUUGUCUAACAUUUGUUAGUCAUUGCAGAAUGUCCCAACUAUUUCAUAGUUUAGAGAAAAACAGACAUGCAGUAUGGUUUCAUUUUCAAGAUUGAGAAACUCACCUGGCUUCAAAACAAAAGUGCCAGUGGGCUGUGACUAACUAGAUACAUUAUUUCUCCCUCCCUCUCUCUCUUUCUCUCUCUCUCUCUCACACACACACACACACACACACUGCUUGAUGUUGACAAUUCAUAGCAAAUGUCAAGUGUUGUGUCUGGUAGCCUAGUUAAUCUACCUCUUCCUUAAACGUCUUUUUUUUCUGUUUAUAGUCAUGGUUGCCAAAUAUGUAUUACUGUGCAUGCCAUGCAACGUUGUACUGAUAUUCCUAAAAUAAAGUUUUCUAUUUAUUUAGCCUAAA
Myxocyprinus asiaticus (Chinese sucker) is the source of this 3537-nucleotide messenger RNA. Its product is annotated as proteinase-activated receptor 3. Gene Ontology annotation, cellular component: membrane. The transcript has 2 exons. The coding region runs from base 122 to 1258 and encodes 378 amino acids. Lineage: Eukaryota; Metazoa; Chordata; Actinopteri; Cypriniformes; Catostomidae. The record is from RefSeq and is a predicted model, not a curated record. Gene Ontology annotation, biological process: blood coagulation; thrombin-activated receptor signaling pathway; phospholipase C-activating G protein-coupled receptor signaling pathway. Gene Ontology annotation, molecular function: thrombin-activated receptor activity.